Molecule: messenger RNA, 2754 nt
Organism: Tremella mesenterica DSM 1558
Lineage: Eukaryota; Fungi; Basidiomycota; Tremellomycetes; Tremellales; Tremellaceae
Exons: 6
Coding region: 1-2754 (917 amino acids)
Source: RefSeq, a predicted model, not a curated record
AUGGACCAUUCCAUGCUUGAAGUAGUCCUGUCUGAGAUGGAACCUCAAGAUCCAAACUUGGAAGAUCUUGAUAUCCAGCAAGAUGAUCCUGUCCCAAUGGAAAACAAACCAGAGGGGAAGGAGAUAUCCGAGAAGAAAGAGAAGGAAGAAGAUGAGGAGAAGAAAUUCAAAUCCUUAUCCCCACUCUUUACCAACUCUGAAUACGAAUCCAUCCUUGAAGUUAUCCUCUCUGAUACUUCCGCGACUACAUUAAGUCGUAUGCUCAGGGUAUCUCGAGAUAUUCAUAGACUUAUUAUCACUUCUCCUAAAUUACAAUAUCGUCUUCGAUGUCAAUUCCACACCAUCGAAUCCGAACCUGAUCUUUCCGGAAAUGUGAAUCUCAAACUUGAAAACCUCAUAGAAGAUCAAAGACGUUUAGAUCGAUUCAUUCCGAGAGAAAUAUCAUGUUUACACGUUCCCACGGCGGAAGUCGUAGAUGUACAAGAUAACAAAAUGUUAAUGCUGGAAUCGAAUUCAAGAAAACCUUUAUGUACAUGUGAAGUACAUCCUAGAGGAGGAUAUGUCAAAGAUUCAUUUUCAGUUUGGCAACUUCGGUCUAAAAGAAAUCUCGACACUCAGAAAAUCGGGGUAGACGAAAAUACAAAUGUUGAUGAUGUGAAAGAAGGUGCUAUCUGUAUUUCUAGGGUAGUAUUGGAUUACGAAAUUAAAGGAAUCGCUUUUUGUCCAGAGGAAGAAAUCGUAGCUGUCGUUGGUCCAUGUAUGGCAGGAGAAGGAGAUUUACCUUUUGGUAAUAAACUCACUAUACGUCGUAUAAACCUUUAUCAUCUUUAUCCUGAACCUGAAACGAAUAUUCCUAGAAUACAUCCGAAAGCGAAAAUCCCAAUAAUCGAAUUUGUUUGUGCGGAAGAUUUCUCUUUAUCCGAAUCUAUCGAUAUGCAACUUAUAAAAGGUGGUAGGAUAGGGGUAUUAAAUCCUUGUUAUUCAGCAGGAGCUACUUUUACCGCUGUAUGGGAUUGGCAAAAAGGAAUUUGUUUAGGUUCAGCUUCACCUAUGUGCGGAGUCAACUUGAUUACUUCAUUCCGAUUUCUCACACCCGAUUGGCUUAUUUGUGGAGUAUACGAAACUGGUGAACGAAUUCAUAACAUUGAUGAAAGUUCCGUACCAGAAGAUGAAAUUUUCCCAUGUUUAGCAACUUUUGCUACAUUACCUUUGGAAAAUGGAAAAGGUCCUUCAAUACGUCAACAUCGUAUAGUUCGAACAGAUACAACACAAGAAGAAAUGGAAGUGGAUUUGGAUAAUGAAAUAAAUUCGACACCAUGUACUUGGUAUAGUUUUGAAAUACCACAUUGUAUCGCUUUAGCUGGAUUUUGUUUCCCACCUCUUAAUGUGAGAAGAGCACAACUUGAAGGGAUUCAAGAUGGUGUUGUAGAUACAGAAGAACGUUUCACUCCUACUGGUCUUGAUAUCGAUUUACCCUCACCGAUUUUACCUACAUUCGAAACUUCUUCAUCUAAAGAUCAUCUGGCGUUUUAUAUCAAAGGUAGAUGUGGAGUUGAAGGUGGUGAUCAAGCUCCUGUAGCUAUAAGUGGUUCUGUACCGGUUUCUAAAUUAUACGGUUUAUCAAUUCCUUCGGUGUUCAUGUUACUUGAACCUGAUGAAGGGUUUAAGGUCAAGUAUUAUCGUCAGGUCAUGAAUCAAAUAGGAAUGGAAAUGAUGGUUGAACAUAUGAUCAAGAAACAGACAGAGUUCGAAUCGAGUAAAUCGCAAGAAACAGAAAAAGAAACAGAAACAAAAAUUCAAGAUGAUGAAGAAGAUGAAGAUAUGUCAAAGGAUGAAGAUCACUCGGAAGAAAUAUCAGUGGACAAGAUGAAUGAUCAAGAAGAUAUUUCGGACUCUAUUCAAAACCAAGAUCAAGAGAAUGAAAUCAAGGUUUACCAAGAUGAAGAUAUCCAAAUCGAAGACAACGGAACGAAUCAAGAUCAAAAGGAAGACCACGAUCAUGAACAUGAGCACAAUGAUGACGCUGCUCAAGAACAUGGUCACGCUCAUGAACAUGAACACGAUCAUGACCAUCAUCAUACUCAUCUCCUUCAUGUUCCAUGGAAAGUUUGGUCAAAAAACGUAGAUAUACGUUAUCCAGAUAGUUCAUCUCAACCAAUUUCCAACGGUACACGUACUUUAUAUCCUUUUUUCGAUAUAGAUGACGAUAUGAUAGAUGUUGGGAUUUCAGAACCUAUCAAAAUUGAAAUGAUCGAUUAUAAUCAUUCUUCUUCAUAUGAUCCUAAAUGGGGUAAACCUUUAGGUAGUUUAUCUCUUAAACCAACAAACACUCAAAACCAAAACCAUAACAUUCCAACACAUGGGAUAUCUUCAAACGUCGAAGGGAUAUCUUCAACUUCAACUUCCCAAAUCACGAACUCAGACUUAAACAUCGAAGGGAAAUCUUCAAACACAAUCGAUACAGAAGAAAUGAAACAUUUUCAAACGAAUAAAAUACCAUGUGAUCAAUUAAAAAAAUGUAAUGGUAUUAAAAUAAUCAUAUCAGAUCGUGAUAAACAUAGCGCAAAAGAAACUGCCGGAUUUCCAGAAGAUAUUUUCAAAGAUGAACCUGAACCUAAACCCACAGGAUUAGAUGGAAGGGGUAUCAAGUUGGAUUUCCUUUUAGAAAGAGGAACGGAAUUUGAAAGAUUGUUCUUUAAUGGUGAUAAAGUCGUUUUUGCCAUUUCUGAAGGAGCUCAUAUACUCUCUUUUUAA